Molecule: messenger RNA, 615 nt
Organism: Limulus polyphemus (Atlantic horseshoe crab)
Lineage: Eukaryota; Metazoa; Arthropoda; Merostomata; Xiphosura; Limulidae
Product: homeobox protein GBX-2-like
Exons: 2
Coding region: 1-615 (204 amino acids)
Biological process (GO): regulation of transcription by RNA polymerase II; regulation of nervous system development
Cellular component (GO): nucleus
Molecular function (GO): DNA-binding transcription factor activity, RNA polymerase II-specific; RNA polymerase II transcription regulatory region sequence-specific DNA binding
Source: RefSeq, a predicted model, not a curated record
AUGGUAUCCAAUCCUGCUUCGCCUCAUCAGUUGUCUAACACUCGAGAUGUCAACUCGAAAGACACACAUGAAAAUAUUAAGGUUCACAGAAAGAAAAAGACUACGAUUCACGAGCAACAGUCGUCCAGAUCUAAAGCCGAUAAAAGUGACCUGUACUUUUUGUCCCAAGGAAAACAUCGUCGCAGAAGGACAGCUUACACUAGUGAGCAGCUAUUGCAGUUGGAGAAAGAAUUUCACGCCAAGAAAUACUUGUCACUAACUGAACGCUCGCAGAUUGCCACGACUCUCCAACUCAGUGAAGUCCAGGUGAAGAUUUGGUUCCAAAAUAGACGUGCGAAGUGGAAGAGGGCCAAAGCUGGAGUUACAUCAGGACGGUCAGUUUCUAGUCGUAAUGUUUCCAAGAUUGUAGUGCCCAUCCCCGUCCAUGUAAACAGAAUGGCGGUCCGAACUCGUUAUCAGCAACUUGAGAAGUCCACAUCUAGGUGCACAGCCUUUACAACUGAGCUUUGUGUUCGUGGAUUUUCACCUGUCACAAGAUACCGUACUUUGCUUACCAUGGUUGGCGUACAACUUGCUGCAGAUCUCUUUCUGGGUGGUCCUGGUGUCUUAUGUUAA